GGUGUUGCCGUACGACUUGUUUUGCAGUGUGACGCUGUUGCGGUUGAGCGAGCACACGAGCUUCACUCGAUCAUUUUUCCCGAAUUUGUACUUGGGCGAAGCGUCGACGCAGUACGUCAAUCUCCUCUUAACUGCACCAAAAACAACAUUUGUUCCAAUUUCUUGUCCGGGUGAACUCGUCUCGGUGCUACUCGACGCUUGUCGAGUGAGUUGCGCUUAGCUUAGCUUAGCCUAGCUUAGCUGGUUAGCCGCUAACAAGGAAGCGAGGCCCUUUGGCUCAGCGGACAUCACGUGUCGGGGGUCAUCGCGCGAGAAUGUGCGCAAGAACGACGGCAAAGUGCAAGGGGGAACUUUGUGGGAGGAAAGAGGAGAACGAGCUACAACAAAUCGGGUCCCACGGAGCAGAUGUCUGUGAAGAUCUUCGUCCUGAGCAGCAGGUGCCGGAGUGCCUCCACAUCAAAGAGGAAGAGGAGACACUAGAGCCUCUUUACAUUAAAGAAGAGGUGCUGGAGCCCCUUCACAUUAAAGACGAAGAGCAGGAGGACGAAAUCACCAAGUUUCCAUUGACUGGUGUCAUUCUAAAGCGUGAAUAUGAUGAUGAAGACCACCACGGAGGAUGCCAAUCGGACAACCUCUUGGCUCCACUCUCAGAUAGUGACAACAUAACGUCACACUCUUCUGACGAAGAUGAUGAUUAUGAUAAUGGUGAUGAUUAUGAUGAUGAACAACACUCGAAAGAGGAUAUAUGCGACACUGACAACAAAUUCAUCCAGUGUUCUCACUGUGACAAAACAUUUUACAAAAAAUCAUUGUUGAAAGCACAUACAAGAACACAUACUGGAGAGAAACCUUAUGUUUGCUCAGUUUGUGGUCAAAGAUUCUCUCGAAAAAUACAUUUGACAAAUCACACAAGAACACACACUGGAGAUAAACCAUUUACCUGCUCAGUUUGUGGUCAAAGAUUUUCUAUAAAGGCAAAUCUGAUCAGGCACACAAGAACACAUGAUGGAGAGAAACCUUUUACUUGCUCAAUUUGUGGUAGACGAUUUACUCAGAAUGGAGAUUUAAGAAUACAUGCAAGAACACACACUGAUGAGAAACCAUUUUCCUGCUCAAUUUGUGGUAAAAGAUUCACUGUGAAGAAAAAUUUAACAAGACACACAAGAACACACACUGGUGAGAAACCUUUUGCUUGCUCAGUAUGUGGGAAAAUGUUUAACAGAAAGACAAAUUUAACAACGCACACAAGAACGCAUGCUGGAGAGAAACCAUUCAGUUGCAGUGUAUGUGAAAAAAAAUUCUUUCGAAAGUAUCAGCUGAAGAAACACAAGUGUGCUAGUGAGAAGAGCAGCUGUCAAUAAAGUUGCAAAAUAAACUGGAGAACCUGA
Messenger RNA from Phyllopteryx taeniolatus (common seadragon), 1388 nucleotides. Its product is annotated as gastrula zinc finger protein XlCGF17.1-like. Lineage: Eukaryota; Metazoa; Chordata; Actinopteri; Syngnathiformes; Syngnathidae. The transcript has 2 exons. Gene Ontology annotation, biological process: regulation of transcription by RNA polymerase II. Gene Ontology annotation, molecular function: DNA-binding transcription factor activity; RNA polymerase II cis-regulatory region sequence-specific DNA binding. The record is from RefSeq and is a predicted model, not a curated record. Bases 315 to 1361 code for a protein of 348 amino acids.